AUGUCCGACACCCACCCCUCCCCAACCCGCAUCAUUAUCACCACCGAGCGUCUCCGCGUCUCGGCCGGCACCCAGUUCCUCCACCAACCCUCCUUCAUCCCGGACGCCAGCGUCGCGCUCUCUAACCCCUCCCGCUGGAAGAACGUCGUCCUCCCCCUCAUCGCUACCUACACCUUCCAACUCGGCUCCCUCCUGGACGUCGACUUCACGCGUGCACUGCUCGCCUGCCCCCAGCUCCCAAACCUCUACAAGGCCAUCACCUCCGUCAACUUCCCGCAGUUCUACCAAUUCGCCGGCAUCCGGGACAACCGCACUUCCAACCCGUACCUCGACUUCGUCAAGGCGAUUCCCAAUCUUGAGCAUCUGGCGUUGACGUUCCACUCCGCGGGUCUGACGGGCAGCGUGUACACGGAGAAAGAUCGGAUUGCCCUGGAGAACAACGGGAAGGUUGAGGAGAGCAAGGAGCUGAAGGUGCUCAAGAAGAAGGACGUGGUGGCGUUCUACAAGUUGGAUGAUGUUUUCGAGCUGAAGAGGACGAGGAUCAGCAAGGUGACGUGCUAUCUGAUCGACUCGGAGUUGGUGGGGCACUUUGUCAAGAAGGGGGCCGCGCUGGACGUCUUCGAGGAGUUCCAGGAUUACUUCGAGAAGGGCUUCAAGAAGGUGAAGCGUGAGAUCCAUGUCGAUCUCAUCGUGUGCCCGUUGCCCUUCACGGGCUAG
This is a messenger RNA of Paraphaeosphaeria sporulosa, 717 nucleotides long. RefSeq lists its product as uncharacterized. The coding region runs from base 1 to 717 and encodes 238 amino acids. The record is from RefSeq and is a predicted model, not a curated record. Lineage: Eukaryota; Fungi; Ascomycota; Dothideomycetes; Pleosporales; Didymosphaeriaceae. The transcript has a single exon.